Apodemus sylvaticus (European woodmouse) is the source of this 6132-nucleotide messenger RNA. It is a transcript of the gene Hgf, whose product is annotated as hepatocyte growth factor. Bases 141 to 2327 code for a protein of 728 amino acids. Gene Ontology annotation, biological process: hepatocyte growth factor receptor signaling pathway; positive regulation of protein phosphorylation; proteolysis. Gene Ontology annotation, molecular function: signaling receptor binding; serine-type endopeptidase activity. The transcript has 18 exons. NCBI's taxonomy places the organism in Eukaryota, Metazoa, Chordata, Mammalia, Rodentia, Muridae. The record is from RefSeq and is a predicted model, not a curated record.
AGUUCAGACCUAGAUCUUUCCAGUUAAUCACACAACAAACUUAGCUCAUCGCAAUAAAAGCAGCUCAGAACCGGCCGGCUUGCAACAGGAUUCUUUCAGCCCCGGCAUCUCCUGCAGAGGGAUCAGCUCGAACUGCAAGCAUGUUCUGGGGGGCCAAACUUCUGCCGGUCCUGUUGCUGCAGCAUGCCCUACUGCACCUUCUCCUGCUUCCUGUCGCCAUCCCCUAUGCAGAAGGACAGAAGAAAAGAAGAAAUACACUUCAUGAAUUCAAAAAGUCAGCAAAAACAACUCUUACCAAGGAAGACCCAUUACUGAAGAUUAAAACCAAAAGAGUGAACUCUGCAGAUGAGUGUGCCAACAGGUGCAUCAGGAACAGGGGCUUUGCAUUCACUUGCAAGGCCUUUGUUUUUGAUAAGUCAAGAAAACGAUGCUACUGGUAUCCUUUCAACAGUAUGUCAAGUGGAGUGAAAAAAGGGUUUGGCCAUGAAUUUGACCUCUAUGAAAGAAAAGACUAUAUUAGAAACUGCAUCAUUGGUAAAGGAGGCAGCUAUAAAGGGACAGUAUCCAUCACUAAGAGUGGCAUCAAGUGCCAGCCUUGGAAUUCCAUGAUCCCCCAUGAACACAGCUUUUUGCCUUCGAGCUAUCGCGGUAAAGACCUACAGGAAAACUACUGUCGAAAUCCUCGAGGGGAAGAAGGCGGACCCUGGUGUUUCACAAGCAAUCCAGAGGUACGCUACGAAGUCUGUGACAUUCCUCAGUGUUCAGAAGUUGAAUGCAUGACCUGCAAUGGUGAAAGCUACAGAGGUCCCAUGGAUCACACAGAAUCAGGCAAGACUUGUCAGCGCUGGGAUCAGCAGACACCUCACAGGCACAAAUUCUUGCCAGAAAGAUAUCCCGACAAGGGCUUUGAUGAUAAUUAUUGCCGAAAUCCUGAUGGCAAGCCGAGGCCAUGGUGCUACACUCUUGACCCUGACACCCCUUGGGAGUACUGUGCAAUUAAAAUGUGCGCUCACAGUGCUGUGAAUGAGACUGAUGUCCCUAUGGAAACAACUGAAUGCAUUCAAGGCCAAGGAGAAGGCUACAGGGGAACCAGCAAUACCAUUUGGAAUGGAAUUCCCUGUCAGCGUUGGGAUUCACAGUACCCACACAAGCAUGACAUUACUCCUGAGAACUUCAAAUGCAAGGACCUUAGAGAAAAUUAUUGCCGCAAUCCAGAUGGGGCUGAAUCACCAUGGUGUUUUACCACUGAUCCGAACAUCCGCAUUGGCUACUGCUCUCAAAUUCCCAAGUGUGAUGUGUCAAGUGGACAAGAUUGUUAUCGUGGCAAUGGGAAAAAUUACAUGGGCAACUUAUCAAAAACAAGGUCUGGACUUACAUGCUCCAUGUGGGACAAGAAUAUGGAGGAUUUGCACCGUCAUAUCUUCUGGGAGCCAGAUGCUAGCAAGUUGAAUAAGAAUUACUGCCGGAAUCCUGAUGAUGAUGCCCAUGGACCUUGGUGCUACACGGGGAAUCCUCUUAUUCCUUGGGAUUAUUGCCCCAUUUCCCGUUGUGAAGGAGACACUACACCUACAAUUGUCAAUUUGGACCAUCCUGUGAUAUCCUGUGCCAAAACAAAACAACUGCGGGUUGUAAAUGGCAUUCCAACACAAACAACAGUAGGGUGGAUGGUUAGUUUGAAAUACAGAAAUAAACAUAUCUGUGGAGGAUCAUUGAUAAAGGAAAGUUGGGUUCUUACUGCAAGACAAUGUUUUCCAGCCAGAAACAAAGACUUGAAGGACUAUGAAGCUUGGCUUGGAAUCCAUGAUGUCCAUGAGAGAGGCGAGGAGAAACGCAAACAGAUCUUAAACAUUUCCCAGCUGGUCUAUGGACCUGAAGGCUCAGACUUGGUUUUACUGAAACUUGCUCGGCCUGCAAUCCUGGAUAACUUUGUCAGUACAAUUGAUUUACCUAGUUAUGGCUGUACAAUCCCUGAAAAGACUACUUGCAGUAUUUAUGGCUGGGGCUACACUGGAUUGAUCAACACAGACGGUUUAUUACGAGUAGCUCAUCUGUAUAUUAUGGGGAAUGAGAAAUGCAUUCAGCACCAUCAAGGCAAGGUGACUUUGAAUGAGUCCGAAUUAUGUGCUGGAGCUGAAAAGAUUGGAUCAGGACCAUGUGAGGGAGAUUAUGGUGGUCCACUCAUUUGCGAACAACACAAAAUGAGAAUGGUUCUUGGUGUUAUUGUUCCUGGUCGUGGAUGUGCCAUUCCAAAUCGUCCUGGUAUUUUUGUUCGAGUAGCAUAUUAUGCAAAAUGGAUACACAAAGUAAUUUUGACAUACAAGUUGUAAUCGCCAUAGAAGAGGCCAGUGUGUUUGAAGCAUCCGUGGAUACAGGAGGAUUUCCAAGACUUCAGGAUUAAAAUAUCACCUAAAGCAAUCCUAAAACAACUACUUGAGUGCUGUGAGUGUUCAGAUACUCAUUAAUAUGUAUGGGUGUUUUCUGUUGUAUUGUUUGUCAGUGUCCUUUUAUAAAUGUUGAAGUGAAUUAAGGUACCUGCAAGUGCAGUAACAUAUCUCCUGAAGAUACUUGAAUGGAUUAAAAAAAUACAAAAUUAGAGUUUCUAGAUGCUAAAGUUUUAAAGAAAAAGGUUAAUUAAUCACUCUAUGCUGCUUUCCAGAUUAAUAUCUUAAUGACAAGUAAAUCAUAAGUUAAACAUUAUUUUAACCCCACCAAAACAAUUUAUACAUUGUGCUUUAAAUUGUAACUCUAUAUUGAAUUAUCUUACAUUUCAUAUGUCAUAUAUUAUAGUUCACUCAUUUUUUUUUUACAACAUGUAUCCUCCAAAUACUGGCACACAAACAUCCACAUAGAAAAGCACAUGCCCAUACCCCAUGGCUGAGUUCGCAUGCAGCGAAUAUUAUAGUUUAAACCUGAUGUAUCUAGUAUAAUCUCUAAAUAUUUUGGGUGUAUAUAUCUGUAUUUCUUCUAAAAUUUAAAACUUUUGAAAGAUCAGUGGGAAUAUUCAGGAAAGGUACAAGAUAUAUACGUACAUAUAUGUAUAUGAUAUAUGUAUAUAUGUGUAUGAUGUAUGACUGCCACUGGACAGCGUUCAAUAUGAGGACAGGAUCCAUAGGAUAAAAUGACUAGCCUUGUUCUUUAUUUGUAUUUAUUAUCCUAGUUAUUUUGUGUGCUUUCUAAUUCCUAAAGAGCAAAACGUAAUAUGUAUAUUUGUUUUAUUUCUUUCCUUCAAAUCUGGGCUACUUAUUUAUUCAGGAUAAUGGUAGAUCAAUCUUCUUAACACUUGUCAAAUGUGCAUCUUAAUGAAGAAAUUCAAAAGUGUCUUUAUCUCUAAAAAUGUAUUUAUAUGCGUUAUUUUUAAACCUUGCUGCUGUGAUUGGCUUCUAGCUCAUUCUUCUUAAAUUUUAAAACAUUAACAUAAAAUGGCCAUACUGCAAUGCUUUGUGGAUAUCCCUUCAUUAAAUUUUACUUUGAAAUAUUUUUUCAAUGCAAAUACUUUUCUCAAUUCAAAAUCCUUAGGCUGUGGAUAAUAGGAAAAACAGGAAAUGAAAGGAGGAACUAGUUUUUCUAAAUUAUUUCAUUCAACUACAUUAACAAGGUAUAAUUGCUUUUGAAAAAUCAGGUAUGUUAUAAAGGCAUUAUCAUAUUAUUUCAUUCCUUUUAACGAAGUUCUUUCCAAAUAAUAUGGAAUAUUCAUUUAAAUUUUAUAACCUGAAUGAUAAUAUUCAAAUUAUAUUUAUUAUUAUACUUGCAGUGACUAUCUAGGAGUUGUGUAUAUAUCUAAAAGUAACAUAUUAAAAUGCAACAAGAUAGUUUCUAUAUUCUCACUAUAUUCAUGUAUGAAUUAGGAAAAUUGAAAAUUACUGUUUCAGUGUUUUAAAUGUGAAGGUUCGCAUUUUCCAGAUUGGAUUAUCUUAAAUUCUUUACCCACCAAAGAUCCAAAUAAUACCCCAAUACAUUCUCCUGUGUGCAUUCUCCAUAUAUGCACAUAUGUUUGUGAUCACAUAGGUACUGUGUUGAGAAACAGCAUGUGCAGAGAGACCCCGUGAAUUGCUGGUCCAUAUCAUUUUAUGGUCACUUAACUUUUCUUUCCAUUUUAUAAUCCACUAUUUUUAUGAACCAGAAAUUUAAAGUUAUACUAUUAAAAUGUUAAAGUACUUUCAUAGCAUCUUACUGGAUUGUCACAAGUUUAGUGCUACAUGUAAAUUAUACUGAUAAAGCUAUUAUGACAGUUGUAAUGCUUUAACAUACUGACAUUUUACAAUACUUCUUUCAGUGUAUUUUUGUAAGAAUCCAUGAAAAGAGAAACAACAAUUAUUAGAAACAAUUUGAAAUCAAGUUUUUAGAUAAUUUGAAAUCAAUGUUUAUCAUUUUUUAAGAGGUAAACAAAUAACAAAAAAAAAUCCCCAAAUGUGGUACAAUAAGCAACUCUCUCGAUGAGGUUCCCUAGGGCAAAGAAGAUGGCUUUGAUGCUGAAGGAGGACCCUGUCUCACUUGGUAGGAGAGGGUAUAUUUAUCUUGUCAACAACACUAUGUACAGGAUGGUUUUCUAUGAAUAAAGUUCAAAGGAAAAUAGAGGAAAUUUUCAACUUAUCUAGAAAUCUAUAUUAUAUUGUGUCAAAGACAAUAGGAGCUUUCAAGGCUGGUUUUGUUUUGACCAAGUAACAGUUAGUUACACACUGUUAUAAUUGUAGACAUUUUCUUAUGUCUGCAGGAAUAAAAAUGUAAAACUAAAAUGUUAGUCAUAUGCCUCUGCUGUGCAGAGGGAUGAUAAUUCUUUUGUAUAUUCUUUAAUGUUAUUGUAAAAUAUAAAGUAACUUUUACCUAUUUGCUGUGGGCAGGUCCUCAGUGCAAUGGUUUAUAGCAAGUCAGUCUCUGGCAUUAACAGGCUCUUGCUUGCUCUCUAAGUGUUUCAAGCGACAUGAAUAUGAAACACUGGAAGGCAAGAAAAAUAACCAUAAUAGCAUUGUGUUAGCAAAACUGUAUUUCACUUAUUCCUGUGGAUAUUUCUUGCUAGUACCAAUGGUACUGUAAAAAGUGAAUGUUCCAGCCUUAACAUUCCCUGGAAGGCGCGCUGUCAAGAACUUGGAGUCCUGUCAGGCAUGUUCCUGUUUCUAAGUAUUUUUCUUUUUUAGAAAAUAAAUGGCAGCUUUGUAACAGAGGAGAUGAAGUAGAAAAUGUCAGUACUAUCUCAUGCUCAGUAAACGUAAACUUUACAUUGAUUUAUUGAAGUAAAAAAAAUAACUACUUCCACUCACUGUGUGCAUACAACCACACAUUUGCAUUUAUAGAAAACUCACAAAAUUCAAAGGAUUUGGGUAAAUACAACACAUUUGCCUCUUUGUAAGUUAUUUGCAAUGAAUUGUUCUUCAUAAUUAAGUACAAGAAAAAAUGUAUCUUUCAAAAUUCAACUUAAGUUUGGACCAAGAAUGUAUUAAAUAAGAACAAAUGAACUAACCAACCAAACAAAAAUGUUAAACUAUCCUGGCUCCUUGCCUCUUGACAGUGCUGCUCUUACAUAGGCUCAUUCCUGUUUGCACAGAAGGCUUCUGUCUUCUGGAAGCUGAAAACCGAAUACUGUGGAUGUGGCGACUUGUCAGCCUGUGUACUUAGGACAAUGAUAAGCUGCCAGUUGAGUGGGAUAGCAGGAUGCUUACCCCCAAAAGGGAACACUGUGGUGAUGACUUGUAUUAUACAUUCUCUGUAGUUAAUAAAGUUGUUAUUUUUAUAACCAUGAUUAUAUUAUUAUUCUUAAUAAUAAUAAAAUAUUUUACCAAAAUGUCUCCUUUUUCAUUUAUAAUUAUAUGUGUAGACGAAUUUGUAACUGUCCUAGGAUUUUAAAUUGACAAGCAGCAGCAACUUGGAUUUGUUGACAGAAAUGCCAUGCAUUUUGUUAUAAGAAAUAUAAAAUGUCUAUAUAAAUCUACAUAACAAUUAUAUUUUCUUCAGACUUCUUUCCAUGGGAUGGUCAGUGGUCGUCAGAAAAUCAUUAAUAUCUCUGGCUUUGGAAAUCUCAAGUGAAAAUUGGAUUAUAUUGUGUCAUUGUUUAGAUUUGCUAGGAAGCUACUUUGCUAUAUUUUGCAACUAUUUACAAAAUAUUAUAAAUAUCACCGACUUUCUCAUAUAACCAUAAAU